AUGCCCAUGGACAAAUUCUCAUUGACUGAAACCCCAGCUCGUGGCGAUAAAGCAGCAGCGGCUGAUCUAAAUCACCAGCUGAAGGCAUACAACCAUAGCCUCCUGGAUCUCCCUUUCUGUCAAUCGCACGGAGAGUCGAUGCUAGACAAGCUUCUCAAGGCUGGCGGGGCGAGCCGCAGUAGGAACUCUCCUGAGGGCGAUCAAGACGAUAAGGACGUCGAUAGCGCGGUUUCAUCCGUCUACCAUGACAUUCUCGGCUUGGGUUCCGACGGGCUCGAAGAGGACGAUGAAGAUGGUGAUGGAGGCGGACGGGACGUACCUCCUCAUGGAGAAUCUCACUUUGACUGCGACUCCAGCUCGUGGCCGAUACGACCCAUCCGCAGCAUGGCUACCAAAAAUGACGGCGGAAAGGCCCAGAACGAGGCCCAAUCCCAAGUUGCUGCUGACCAGGCCUUCAUCGACAGCAACCAAGGCUCUGUGGCUCGCCGAGUGUCAAAGGGUGGCGCUGUCUCUCGCGAGCAGGUGGAUAUCCGUUCUGCUUCGGCCAACAAGUAUGAUUCCCCAUUUCAUCCUGAGAGACCCGCAAAUAACGUGUGUCUAAAGGACUGGACGAUUCCUAGUCGGACAUCAGCAUUCCUAGUCGGACACCAGCAAGAGGUGGAUAACGAAGUCCAACAUGCCAACCAGGACCGGAUACGAGAUCGAGACCCGGGACUAGGAAAUAUCAGCACUGAUGCUAUAAUGACCAACCCUCUGGACAGGCCGGCUUUGAGCGGUAUUUGCCGACUCCACUGCGCCCCUGGCCCAAGUCAUGAUGCGAUCGGUGCUACAGACCGCGACGACAUCUUUAGUGGAAAGCGCCCCGCGUCCGAAAACGAGCUUGGACGACCAUCUAAACGUCCAUGCCAUAAGAUGGGCGGUACCGCCGAGCUUCAGCACUACCAUGAGCUGCAGAAGAUGGUCGACAGCCCAGAUGACGAAUACGCCAGAUCCAGUAUACUGGGUCUGGUAAUUGUAACGCCAGAUCCAGUAUACGGGGUCUGGUAUACAGACGCCGGAUCCAGUAUACGGGGUCUGGUGUACAGACGCCAGAUCCAGUAUACGGCGUCUGCCCUUCCCCCCGGUCCCCAGAAUAGCUUGGUAUCCCAUUUAAGAUAUAGUUAUAGCGAGGCAAUGGCAACUACUACCGCGAUUAAAGAGUUUACUAGCAUACACUCCGGAGCCAAGGCCGGGUAA
Anthostomella pinea is the source of this 1236-nucleotide messenger RNA. The record is from the annotation of a GenBank genome assembly. Lineage: Eukaryota; Fungi; Ascomycota; Sordariomycetes; Xylariales; Xylariaceae.